AUGCUGAACACGGCCUACUGGGGGCUGCCGGAAGCGGCGACUGACGUAAACGCCCUCAAGGAGUUUGAAUUGAAGCACAAAAUAUACAGCUUACAGGUCGGCAUAACGACAAAUGACCUGGAAGUCAAGGUGAUCCUCAGGGCUCUCAUAGAACCCAUUACCGUUUUCGGGGAAGGAAAGUACGAGCGAAGGGAAAGGCUCAAAAAGGUGCUGCUUUACAAGUACGACAGGCUGUUCCAUGAUAAGGAUGUAGCGAACGCAAUCACCGCCUCAAGUGAGGCCAAGAACCUCUACGAUGUUAUGAAGGCUUUCAACAUCGAUCUAUCGAAUGUCUUCUCGAAGAAGGCGGUUUUCUCGGAUUUAGCGCAUCAGGACCAAACUCAGGAUGCGGCUGACAAGGAACUGUUUUAUACGGAAGGUGACGAACGGAUAAAGCAUUUCCGCAGCGAACUCGCCAACGAGACGUGGGCUAGGACACGAAAGCGCAAGGAGGUGAUCCACGAAUAUCGGAACAGUACAGAUCAGUUCGAACAUAAGGACGAUGUGGAGAGGUAUGCGAGCUAUUUAACGGAUUCGCUUUCGCUCGCAUACUCGCAUAUCGCUGCCGAAAGGCCGCUAACGGCUGCGAAAUUCGCGCCAAACAUGAAGUACAUCGCAGUUGGCAGCUUUUGUAGCCACAUCAACGUCUACCAUUACAAGCCUGACGAUAACUUCCCACUUGCAAGGAAGCUGGACAAUGGCUCAAAGGAAAUGAUCCAUUGCCUGGAUUGGCAGUGCAACGUUAACGCCAUAUAUGACAAAAAGUCCGCCAUAGACGCUGUUCAAGACCAUGAGUUGUUACUUGCUACAGGCGGCUCAGGCGGCAGUCUCUCCAUAUGGCGGCCAUUUCCAGAGUCGGAAACCGAACAGAAUCCAGACUUCUGCGUACACAAAACUAAUUUACACGAGGAAAGGGUCAAUCGCAUUCGUUUCCACCCCUUCAAACAAGUUAUACUAAGUUCCUCAACGGACGAGACCGUCAGACUAUUCGACCUGCAGGGCAUGGAAGAGUUGUACGUCCAGGAGGGGCACAGCCACAGCGUGCACGGGCUGGCACUCAACGGCGAUGGCAAUCUCGUUGCUUCGGGGGACAUGCAUGGUGUUCUAAUUAUUAUGGACCUAAGGACUGGCAAACACAUCUUCCAGCAACCUGUGCACAACGGCAAGAUCACUGCAAUUGACUUCCAUCCCAUCAACAACCACAUAUUCGCAACUGCUGCAGACGACAAUGCUGUAAAACUGUUCGACUUGAGGAAGAUGCGCCCAGGCAGUUCGCUCCUCGCACAUACCAAGCUCGUCAGUGACAUGGAGUUCGAACCAACAUACGGACGAUUCCUCGCCACAAGCUCGUUCGACACCCACCUUAAAGUAUGGGACACCGAAGACUACAAAUGCAGAAAAGUGCUCUCCAACAAUGACGCAAAAGUCAUGAGCGUGAAUGUCGCUCCUGAUUCUUCUGCCAUCGUCACAGCGUGCUACGACCGCACGCUGCGUAUAUUCAAGCCGAUCGACGCAUCGGACAGCUCAAUCACAACGGGGCUAUCAAGCAUCAUACACCAGUAA
Molecule: messenger RNA, 1602 nt
Organism: Babesia bigemina
Lineage: Eukaryota; Apicomplexa; Aconoidasida; Piroplasmida; Babesiidae
Product: WD domain, G-beta repeat domain containing protein, putative
Exons: 1
Coding region: 1-1602 (533 amino acids)
Biological process (GO): mRNA splicing, via spliceosome
Cellular component (GO): U4/U6 x U5 tri-snRNP complex
Molecular function (GO): U6 snRNA binding; U4 snRNA binding; protein binding
Source: RefSeq, a predicted model, not a curated record